Messenger RNA from Arthroderma uncinatum, 1956 nucleotides. RefSeq lists its product as uncharacterized. Bases 1 to 1956 code for a protein of 651 amino acids. The record is from RefSeq and is a predicted model, not a curated record. The transcript has 9 exons. Lineage: Eukaryota; Fungi; Ascomycota; Eurotiomycetes; Onygenales; Arthrodermataceae. Gene Ontology annotation, biological process: signal transduction; regulation of GTPase activity. Gene Ontology annotation, cellular component: cytoplasm.
AUGGCAGAGCCGGGGUUGGACAUCGCCACAUCUCCGCAGUCUGACAGGGAGACGCCGCACUCUUCGCUGCCGGAGAAGGAGAUCGAGAGUCCUGAGCUGGCUGAGAGCCUGGCAAAGGUCGACAGAGUGCUGCAGUCGGAUAUCGGGGUCUCUACUCUGCUGACUCGCCUGAAGCAGAGUAUUUCUUCUGCCAGAGACUUCGCUACCUUCCUCCGCAAACGCUCUAUUCUCGAAGAUGAACAUGCCCAGGGUCUCAAGAAGCUCGCGCGCGCAAUGCACGAGUCGUCGAUGCGCCCGGAUAAUCGCCAGGGAAGCUUUGCCCGCAGCUACAACGAGAUGAACGCGAUCCACGACCGGGUCGCCGACCAUGGAGUCCAUUUCUCCCAAUCCCUGCUGCAGAUGGCGGAGGAACUAAACGAUCUGGCCGCGGGCAUGGAACGGGGUCGUAAACAGUGGAAGCAGAACGGAUUGACCGCCGAGAAGAGGGUGCAGGAUGCAGAAUCGCUGGCGGAAAAGGCAAAGGCCAAGUACGAUACUCUUGCCGAACAGUAUGAUCGUGCGCGAACGGGGGAGCGGGCAACGGGGAAGUUCGGCCUCAAGGGACCCAAAUCAGCUGCACAGCAGGAGGAGGAUCUGUUGCGCAAGCUUCAGCAGGCGGAUUCGGAUUAUUCUACAAAGGUGCAGUCUGCGCAGACACAGAGACAGGAACUCGUUGCCACUCUUAGGCCACAGGCUGUGCGGUCGCUGCAGGAUUUGAUCAUGGAGUGUGAUUCUGGCUGUACGCUCCAACUGCAGAAGCUCGCGUCGUUUAACGAGAAGCUACUGCUCGGGAGCGGUUUAGCCGUUAGUCCCAUGAAGACCGGGAAUGCCACCCCAGACAGUCUACGUGAAGCUGCCAGGCGAAUCGAUAAUGAGCGAGACUUUAGAGACUUUGUUAUCAGCCAGGCUGGGAAAGUCCCUGACACAAAGCCAACGCCGAAAUACGAAAGACAUGCUACUCUAAUGCCGGCUUCGAAUCCCAGCGCUCAUCCAAAGAGACAAUCCCUCAGCCUAAACGCCCACCCGACUCCCCCUCCUCAACCCGCUGCUCAAGUAUUCAAUACUAUGUCUCCAGUAUCCCGGGACCAAACGCCAGGACAGGGCUCGCCACUAUCAUUGCAGCAACGGCGCGAGUCAUGGGCUUCCCAGCCGCCAUUCCCUACCUCAACGCCGCAGUAUAACAAUCCAACUUCCAUGCAGCCUACAUAUCCGCAGCAACACUCAUAUCAACAACCGCAUCAGCUUGCACAACAUGCUCAGCCCCGACCAUCGAUAAGUGAUAUGCAGACCAAUGCGCAUCCAGAUUUACCUCCGCUUAAUCCCGUCUUUGGCGUGACUCUGGAAGAUCUGUUUAAGAGAGACGGCACAGCCAUUCCCAUGGUAGUGUAUCAGUGUAUUCAGGCCGUGGAGCUGUUCGGUUUGAAUGUCGAGGGUAUCUAUAGGCUUUCCGGAAAUGCUAAUCAUAUUACACAUAUGAAGAGCAUGUUCGAUAAUGAUUCAACGCAAGUGGACUUUACGAACCCGGAAAACUUCUACCACGACGUCAAUAGCGUUGCUGGCCUUUUGAAGCUGUUCUUCAGAGAUCUGCCUGAUCCGUUGUUCACGAAUGAGCGAUACUCUGCUUUCAUCGAGGCAGCCCGCAAGGAUGACGAUACCCAUCGCCGUGAUGCGCUGCAUGCGCUGAUUAACAGUCUUCCUGACCCAAAUUACGCAACCCUUCGGGCACUGAUUCUGCAUCUUAACCAUGUUCAAGAACGGAGCUCUGAAAAUAGAAUGAAUGCCGGAAAUAUUGCAAUCAGCUUUGGCCUCACCCUCAUGGGCUCCAAUGCGGGCCGUAGCAUUGCAGAUUCAGGAUGGCAAGCUCGAGUGAUUGAAACAAUUCUGCAAAAUACUUUCCAGAUCUUUGACGACGACUGA